AUGUAUAAUCAACAUAUAAAACCAAAGAAAGUUUAUUUGAAUUAUAAUUACAUCAAGAGAGAGUUUCAAACUGAAAGAUCUAUAGUUCACACUAGGACUAGUUCAGUGAUGGAGAAACCAGCAAAAAGUUUAAGAAAUAGUUAAGUAAGUUUAAGUGUAGAUUGUGGAAAAUCAAAUAAAACUCAAUGUCUAAAGAUUAGAAAAUAUGUUUAUUUAUUUUAUGUAGAUGAAAAUGGACUAAAUGACUAUCUUAAAUUUAAUUUUAAAUAGAUAUUAGAGUCUUUUACAAAGAAUUGUAUUCCUAAUUUAUUGAAUGAAUAGACAUAUGCACUUUUUUUACCUUAUUCAUAAUCAUAUUCUUUUCCUUAGAGUAGAUUCUAAGGAGAUCAAUUCACAAAACUAAAAGAUGUUUAAUAAUUGAUUAAUUUUUUUCAUCAACUUAAAAUAAGUGGAGAAGAAUAUUAAGUAUAAAUUUAUUACAUUAAUAGAUAUAAAAAAUGUUUGAUUAUUUUUUUGUACCAUCAAAAGAAUUAGCUAUUUAAGUGAUUAAUGAUUUAAAAUUUCAAUUAGCUAAGAUGAUUAAGAAACCAAUAAAAAUUAUUUCCUUUUUUGAUGGUAUAGAAAUUUAGAAUGCUUGUUAAUUGGGUUGGAAUCCACCAACUUUAGUAUGUGCAGAAUCAAAAGAGAUACUAAUUAAAUAAUUACCAAAGAUAAAGGAAAGUAUUAGAAUAAGCAAGAGAAUCAAAUAAUUAUAGAAUUUUAAAUAGUAAAUGAUAUUAUAAUGUUGUAAAUAAGAUGUAAUAGUUUAUGGAGAUAGUAGUUUUAAAAGAUAAGAAUUAAUUAAAUAAAAUUUAAAACAAAUUAAAUAAAUUCAAUCAUUAGUUGAAUAUUAAAAAGAAUAUGAUAUAUAAUUACCAAAAUUAGUAGUCUAAAAUAUUAAUCCAAAAUUUAAAAUCAUAUAACCAUUAUAAGAAUAAGAAAAUGAUUAAGAUACAUAAAUUGAUCAUUUAACCUUAGAAAUGAUUAAUUCAAUAAAAUAAAGUAAUCAAAAAUUAGAUAACUAUCAAAUUUAUAAAUACUAUAUAGAUUAUAAAUCAUUAUGUAUGUUAAAUACAAAUCAAAAUGGAAUUCCUAUGAAAUAUUUUGUUAUUUAUAAUGACAUCCUGAGUGGACAUUGUUAGAAUGAAUUACUUAAGAUAUAUAGAGCUCUUGGAGUUAAUGUAGAUGUAAGCUAUAAAAUAGUAAUCUAAGAGUGGUAUCUUCAGAUGGAAAGAAUAUUUGUUAUUUAGAAUAUUGUAAGAUAAUUGUGGAAAUCCAUUCCAAGUAAUACAAUUCUUGCUCCAUUAUUUUAUGAAUGAUAAUCAAGAACUAAGUGAUAUAUCAGUGCGUACACAAUUAUAUUAGUUAUCUCAAAGAUUAAAUUAAUAUUCCAAUUCUAAAUAAGAAAUCAUUAAUAAAGCAAUGAGUUCUUUAGAAUGUCAAGAAUAAAAUAAUACAUUUGCUGAUAGAUUUGCUUUAACAAUAAUUAAAUGGAUGCAUAAAAAUGGUUUUUUUGUGAAGAAUUAUUUAAAUAAAGAAAUCAUGUUCUAAUAAUAUGACAGAAACGAAUAUACAUUUUUAUUUAUAAUAAAUUGUAUAUUGGGAUAAUUUAAGACUAAUAUACUUGAAUGGUUUUAUAAUAUAUAUUGA
Molecule: messenger RNA, 1689 nt
Organism: Paramecium pentaurelia
Lineage: Eukaryota; Ciliophora; Oligohymenophorea; Peniculida; Parameciidae
Source: the annotation of a GenBank genome assembly